This is a messenger RNA of Pleuronectes platessa (European plaice), 1812 nucleotides long. RefSeq names its product haloacid dehalogenase like hydrolase domain containing 5 (gene hdhd5). Gene Ontology annotation, cellular component: mitochondrion. Bases 192 to 1547 code for a protein of 451 amino acids. Gene Ontology annotation, biological process: glycerophospholipid biosynthetic process. The transcript is spliced from 8 exons. Lineage: Eukaryota; Metazoa; Chordata; Actinopteri; Pleuronectiformes; Pleuronectidae. The record is from RefSeq and is a predicted model, not a curated record.
GCAUGCGCCUCCAUUGAGCAGAGCUGCUGUUGUGAAGGGAGACAGCUCCACUGACACCGCGAGUAAGAAGAAGAAGAAGAAGAGUUCAGCACCGACUCGGUCUGUGGCAUCAUGACACACGUUUACUGACGGUCACUUUAGCUUUAGUGGAGCCUCGUGUCUAGUUGUUAAACUCACCGGUGCCUGGAGCGAUGCAGAGACUCGGCUCUGUGAGCAGAGUCCUGAAGCUGCUGAGGUUCAGCUGCGAGGGAGCAGCCGGACAUGUCCCCGGCGCGUCCUCCACCUCGAGACCCUACAGCCAUGUCCAUCCUCAGGGCCCCGGCUCCUUCGGGCUCCUCUUCGAUAUCGAUGGGGUGCUGGUGCGGGGCAGGACGCUCAUCCCUGCCGCCAAGCAGUGCUUCAAGAACCUGGUGGACCGCGACGGGAAAUACAAAGUGCCCGUGGUGUUUGUCACCAAUGCUGGGAACUGCAUGAGGCAGACGAAAGCAGAACAUCUGUCACAUCUGCUGGAGGUGGAGGUGUCUCCUGACCAGGUGAUGCUGUCCCACAGUCCUUUGCGAAUGUUCACCCAGCUCCACAAAAUGCGCGUGCUGGUGUCUGGGCAGGGUCCGGUGGAGGAGGUCGCUCACAAUCUGGGCUUUCAGGAUGUUGUUACCAUUGAUAUGCUCAGAGACGCAUAUCCUCUUCUCGAUAUCGUCGAUCAAAACCGAAGGCCCAAAAGCAGUAUUCCACCAACCAAAGGCUUACGGCCGAUAGACGCUGUGAUUUUAUUCGGCGAGCCAAUCAGAUGGGAGACAAACCUGCAGCUUAUUGUUGAUGUGCUCCUGACAAACGGGAACCCAGACAACGACUGGAGUUCCGUACAGUACCCUCACAUCCCGGUCCUGGCCUGUAACAUGGACCUGCUGUGGAUGGCUGAGGCCAAGGAUCCCAGGUUUGGUCACGGUAUGUUUCUGGUGUGCUUGGAAAGCCUUUACAAGAAGAUCACAGGCUAUGAUCUGAAGUACGAGGCUCUGAUCGGUAAACCCAGCGUCGUCACGUACAACUACGCCGAGCUACUGGUCAGACAGCAGGCGGAGCGACUCGGCUGGACCACACCGGUGAAGAGGCUGUAUGCCAUAGGAGACAAUCCCAUGGCAGACAUAUACGGCGCCAACCUCUACAACAGCUACCUCCAGGCUUCUCGGUCUUCCAAGGCCCAGAAGCAGGCUAAGAGUGGGGGAGGUGGUCUCGAGCCCUCGGCAGAGAAUGUUGACCAUGGCCCUAAGUUGACAUCAGCCGAGCUCGGCGGAGUGUCCAGCGUGUACGGGGCAGAGGAAGAUCUUCCAGACAACUGCAGCUCCAUCCUGGUGUGCACUGGCGUGUACAGCAGAGACCAACAGGAGCUGCCCUCGGACACAACACAGACCGUCACAGAGCAGCACAUCUUCCACGGCCACCGGGACUUCCGCUUCGACCCCAGCCUCACACAGCCAUCCUUCAUUGUGCAGGAUGUAAAGGAGGCGGUGGAGCUGGUGUUCCAGCAGGAGGGCUGGCCCCUGGAGUAGGACCAGAUCUAACACCUCCUAACCAAUUGUAGCAGAAGCUCAAGGGUUUGUAUUCUGUUUUAACAUAAGCUUAACCACAGGGUAGAUGUAGCUGUUACUGUAGCUAAUUCUUAAAGAUUUUCAUCAAGUGCCCUAGAAUCUGCUGCAUAAACAAGUUUUAACACCAAAUGUAUAAAGCUAUAGACGUUUUAAUGCGGCAUGUUUUUUAAAUUAAUAUAUUUUUCACAAACAAUAACCGCCUCACUGUUUCUAGUCGCACAAACUA